Messenger RNA from Condylostylus longicornis, 3168 nucleotides. Its product is annotated as zinc finger and BTB domain-containing protein 41-like. The record is from RefSeq and is a predicted model, not a curated record. The coding region runs from base 125 to 3112 and encodes 995 amino acids. Gene Ontology annotation, molecular function: DNA-binding transcription factor activity; RNA polymerase II cis-regulatory region sequence-specific DNA binding. Lineage: Eukaryota; Metazoa; Arthropoda; Insecta; Diptera; Dolichopodidae. The transcript is spliced from 10 exons. Gene Ontology annotation, biological process: regulation of transcription by RNA polymerase II.
GUCAGUCGUGACAUACUGAAGUAUUUUAUAAACUUUAUUUAGAUUUGUUCAAGAACAAAAUAUAAGGUCUGUUUAAUACGCCUUUGGGUUAAAGAAAGUAUAAAAUUAUUUUUAUUUUGGAAAAAUGACAACAUGGGAUAAUGAAGAUUUUGAAAAUUUUAUUGAAUUUCUCAAAGAAAGGGAAUAUCUGUAUAAUCGAAAUCAUCACGACUAUAAAAUUUAUACUGUUGUGAAAGAAUGUUCUCAAUUUGGGAGUUCUUUGAAUCCGCCGAGAACUAGUAAAGAAGUUUUGGAUAAAAUAACUGCGAUUCGUAAAGAUGUUAGAAUAAUUAAACAAAUAGUAGCAGAUCAAUCUAGUGAAUAUAAUAUAACUGACACCGAAAAAUUUAAAGAAACUGCUUUAACUUUAAAGUUUAUGUACUCAGCUUUAUUUGGAAAAAAUCCCAAAGCAAUAGCAAACUUAGAUUCAUUUCUCGGAAAAACUUUGAAAAGAAAAUCAACUAAAGAAGAUGAAUCAAAGUCAAAAAAGCAACGCAAAUAUCAAACAAUCGAUGAAGAUAGAGAGACAAACACAUACGAAUGCAUAGAAAUUCUUAAAGAUGGAGAAGAAUAUCUUGAAGAAAUUACUGAUUCAAAUCAAAAAAAUUAUCUUAUAGAAAAUCAGGUAUACCAUGACGCAAAAAAAAGUUUCACGAUAAGUGAUACUGACACAGAUCUAAUGAUAGAUAGCAUCAGUACAAUUGAAGAAUCUGCAGAACAAAACCAUGAGAGCUUAGAUUUAGGACAUAUAGAAAUUACCAUUGAUCAAGGAAUAGAUGUUUUCCAUGCAGAUAAAAUCGAGAACGAAGAUGUGUUUUUGAGAAUCAUAGAUUUUAUUCAAAGCAAACCCUAUUAUUAUAAAAAAGAUUCAGACUUAUAUGAAAACAUCGAGUUGAAAGAAAAAGAAUUAUAUGAUUUUGGAAGAACAUUUGAGCCACCUAUGUCAAGUAAGAAACUGAUGGUUAUGAUAGAAGACAUUGUGAAAAAAUUUCAUAACUCAAUCGAAAAGCCUGACAGUGAAAAAUGGAAUUUGUUUAACCAAUGCAAGUUUCUCUUAAGUGACACAAGAAAUAACGUAGAUAAUAUAAAAAACGAUAUUAAAUACAUCCCAAAAAAGAACACGGAAGCUAAGAGAACUAUAAAAGAAGAUGUGAAGUUAUUGUUUGAUGUUGUAACUUUUAUUGAAGAUAAUACCUGCUUCUACGAUGAACAUGAUGAAGAUUUUUACAACUUUAGUAAAAAAGCCGACAUGAUAGACCGAUUUAAAUCCGCUUUGCAAUGUAAAUAUAGUGAACGUGAUAUAGAAAAGAAGUUAGAGUAUGUUCAAGAACGUAUAAACAAACAAAAAAAUAAUAAAUUUGGUGAAAACUUUGUUUUUGUCCAAGAUUCUUUUGAAAAGUUACAGAAUGUUGAAGAAACAAAUAUGCAAAGAAAAGAUUCAUUACCAUUAAUUAACGAAGAUAAUAGAGAUCCAAAGAAAAAGACAGCUACCCAUUGUGUGGCAUCUGUGCAGUGCAAUUUAUAUGAAGAACAUUUGGAACAAAAGAUUAGAGAGCUGGCUGCAACAAAUCGUAACUGCAAUUGCAUUGGAGAUUUACUUCAUUCUUUAUUUCAAAAUGAGGAAAAAAAUGUUUCUGAUGCAGUAUUUUCAGAUACCUUCCAAGAAGCAUGUAAGACUGAAUUGGAUAAUUCAAUUAAAGAGGAAAUUGAUGAAGAUAACCAAAUCGGCAAUUUCCUAAUUGAAGUCGAUUUUCCAGAUUUUUCUGAUAUUUCAAGUGAUGAUGGUUUAGUCGAAAUUCCUUUUGAGGAAUUCAUUCCACAAAUAAAACCAAACAAACUACCAAAUGGAAAAUAUUCUUGCGAAGAAUGUAAUGCAACGUUUGAUGACUAUGCACAUCUUAAGGCACAUGACCAAAUUCACGGAGAAAAAUCGCUUGUAUGUUAUAAAUGUGGGAAAGUUAAUAAAUAUUAUAGGAAAUUACGCUUACAUGAAAAUAACUGCAAUCCGGAAGGCAACAAGAAUUGUUAUGAAUGCAAUGUUAUAUUCAAAAAUCAUUUAAAUUACUAUGAUCAUCAAAAUCAAUAUCACACGAAAUCGAACCCUUAUAUUUGCGUUUGCCGACAAGCUUUUACAUCAUACAACAAAAUUAUAACUCAUUUAAAUAGAAGCGACUGCGGUGCUAUAGAUGAUUGUGUCUUACCAGAAUAUGUAACAAAGCAUUUUGUAAAAGGUUUUCUUGAACAGAAAUAUGAGGAUGAAGAUGAGUUUGUUAAAACAAUGGAAAAAACUAAAUUUUGGUGCAAAAUUUGUAAAAGAAAUUACGUUCGCAAUGAUGUUUACACAAAACAUUUUACAAGACAAUUUCAUCUGAAUGCAGAGAGAGAAUGGCUGAAGAAUUUUAACAUUGAAAAAAUAUUUGCUUGUGACUACUGUAAUAAUGGAGACGAGCCCACAACGUUCAAAAAUUUACAUCAGUUAGUUGUUCACCGACAUGCAGCUCACCAUAAAUGUACCUUAAAAGACUUUUUUGAAGAGAUGGAAAAUAUAGCUUCAAGUGAAAAACCUUUAGAAUUACCAUUCGAAAUAUCACUUGUUUCUCUUGUUUGUAGAAUUUGUGAUUCGAAAUAUGAUAUGAAUUUGUACGCAAAACAUUUUAGAAGUAAAGAACAUCAAAAACAUGAAAGAAGCUGGUUAAUAAAUCAUAACAUAAAAUUAUUUGCAUGUGAUAUAUGUUCUGAAGAAUUUGAUCGUUUAAUUGCUUAUUUAGAACACAAACAUGAGUUUCAUUUGGAAUGGCCUACAAACAAAUUACUUAAAGAAAUUGAAGGAAUUGAUAUUGAAUUGAUUGGAAAAAAAUAUUAUAAAUAUUACUGUUCUAUUUGUGAUUAUAAAACAAAUAACAGAAGAUUUUACGCAAAUCAUAUUUUGAUUCAUGGUUCACAUUAUAAAUGUGCUUGUGGCAAAACAUACAAGACGCAUGAAAAAUUUACAUCUCACCGACUUUAUACAAAAUGUUCUAACAAUGGGUGUAUAAGAUUUAGUUCAAAAAAUGUUUUUAAAUAUUUAAAUUAAUGGAAGAUAAAAAAUAAUUAUAGAAUAUAAGCGCAAAAAUUUACUCAAAAAUUUUG